CGCCACACGAGAGCCAGUGGGUUUGCGGGGGAGGUUGCGCGGUGCGAAGGAGCGGCGGUCUUCGCUGGGCUUUUCGAAGGCGGUCGUGCGUGCUCCGCCAUAUCCCAGAAGGUCGCGCGCUUGUUCGUCUGCACUACUACUCGUGCCACAUCUCUUGACCAGCAAGCCGACCAUGGCUCCCGCCAAUGACAUCGUGAGCAACUACAGCACUCUUCAGAAGGCUCGUCUUCAAUACGAGACUGUGUUGCCUGCAGUUUUGGAGCGAUCGUUCAAGAUCAGCUAUGGCGGUCCCACGACCAGCGCUGCGAACUCUGAUGACAUCGCCGCUCUGUUCAAGAGCAUGUACGGGCAGCCGACUGCCAUCGUGGAGCCGUCGGAGUCGAGCACCUUGAGCUCGGCGCCAUUGAAGGUGGGUGUGGUUCUGUCUGGAGGCCAGGCGGCCGGCGGUCACAACGUGAUUGCUGGAAUCUUCGACUACCUUGAGAAAAACGUGCCCGGCAGCACGUUGUACGGCUUCUUGGGCGGUCCCGGUGGCAUCAUGAAGGGCAAGUAUGCGGUUAUUACUGCCGAUUUUCUCUACCCCUAUCGCAACCAGGGCGGGUUCGACAUCAUCCGCAGCGGGCGUGACAAGAUCGAGAGCGACGAGCAGAUGAAGAUGGCCAAGUCGACGGUGGAGAGCCUGGAUCUGGACGGUCUGGUCGUCAUCGGCGGUGACGAUUCCAACACCAAUGCCUGUGUGCUGGCGGAGUACUUCAAGAACGAGGGGCUGAAGACGAGGGKGAUCGGGUGCCCGAAGACCAUCGACGGCGAUCUGAAGUCCAAGGAGGUGCCCGUUAGUUUCGGUUUCGACACUGCGUGCAAGAUCUUCUCGGAGUUGAUUGGCAACGUCAUGAUCGACUCGAAGUCGGCGGCCAAGUACUAUCACUUCGUCAGACUCAUGGGCCGCGCCGCGUCCCAUGUGACUCUGGAAUGCGCUCUCCAAACCCAUCCUAACAUCACUCUCGUGGGAGAAGAGGUUGCCGCGAAGAAGAUGACCCUGAAAGAAGUGAAGGACUACGUGUUGGACGUGGUGGUCAAGAGAGCGGCGGAGGGGAGAAACUACGGAGUGGUGCUGAUUCCCGAGGGCCUGAUCGACUUCGUUCCGGAGAUCAGCGUCCUGAUCGCCGAGUUGAAUGACAUUCUCGCGAAGACCACCGUCGACAAGGAGGGAGAGUGGAAGAAGGACCUGACGGCGGCGUCGAGGAGCGUGUUCGACAUCCUUCCGCCCACGAUCCAAGAGCAGUUGCUGCUCGAGCGGGACCCUCACGGCAAUGUCCAGGUGUCGAAGAUUGAGAUGGAGAAGAUGCUGAUGGAGAUGGUCGCGGCCGACCUUAAGGUGAAGAAAGCCGAGGGCACGUUCAAAGGCAGCUUCAAUUGCCAGAACCACUUCUUUGGGUACGAAGGCCGGUGCGGACUGCCUUCCAACUUCGAUGCCAACUACACGUACGCUCUGGGGUACACGGCGGGAGCCCUUCUUCAAUCUGGAUUGACGGGUUACAUGGCCUCCGUGAACAACCUGACGGCGCCGACGAAGGAGUGGACCGCAGGAGGCACGCCGCUCACGAGCCUCAUGCAAGUGGAGAGGAGAAAGGGGAAGAACAAGCCCGUCAUCAGAAAGGCCCUCGUCGAGCUCGAUGGCGCGCCCUUCACCGCUUUCGCCGCCGUGCGCGACGACUGGGCCAUCAACGACCGGUUCAGGAACCCCGGUCCCAUCCAAUUCGAGGGCCCGGCAGCCAACGAGUCGAACUUCACGCUGCUGUUGGAGCAGGGUGUUUUGUCCGCUAUCAACUAAGCGAUCGUCUACGGUUCAGCGAAGGAGGACGUUGAUUAUAUAGAACGUACAGUCAACGGCAUCCUAGUGAAUGUGGUGGGGAAGCAAGAGCGAAUGCGCACGUGCGCGCAAGAGGAAGAGAGAAUUAGAGGAUAGACAAUAGACAUAGAUAGAAAGACGGCACGUCAGUAAUGCGCCCUUUGCCGUGUCAGUGUGUGUGAGAGGGAGAAAGAAGUAGAGAGAUCGUCUGUUAGACGUAUUCUUAGCGGAUAGAACAUCAUAAGUUGGAGAGAGUUUGUACGGGUUAAAUAAAGGAGACAAGGUUCAUUGUGACUCUGUGGCAUUGGAUCUUUUGUGUUUUUCCUGUCGUUUGCCUGGAAGGCUGCUCUCAAUCCUGUCGCUUGUAUCCGACAGCAAGAAGAAAGAAGACGGAGGAGGAAAAAGAAAAAAAGUACUUCAGUGAUCAGUCUUGAGUCUUUUGUUUUUGUCAGGCGAGUAUGGAGUUGCGCGGACUAUGUGACAAAAGUUUUUCAAUCAUCAUGAACGACUUGUGCAUCUCGAUCCAUAUCUCUCCGAGCUCUCCUCUCUCACGCCGUGCCAGAUUGAAUCAGAUAGAGAUGCUUGGUUAUGCUCACACUACCGCGUCUUCUGCCGAAUAGGACGUACGUACGGUCGUUCUAUUCGCCGUGCCAGAUUUGGGGCAAGUUCCAUUCUAGAUACGGCGAUAACGACUGUACGUUCUAUUCGGAGGAAGACGGUCGGACUUCAACGACGGAAUGUGGCUAUUAAAACGGUCCCAUACGACCCUACUAUCCUCAGACAUGACGCUGUGUCUUUUUGUUUUCCUGUUUCUUCUUCGGCCUUGCUCUGCCUUGUAGGUUUCCAUUUUCUCGGUAGAUGCUUAACGCUUGGGAUGAGAGAAUGCACAGUUGUGAUUUGGAUCUGAUUUCGAAAUUCGACUUGUGUUCAGUGUGGAUUGUCACACUGUCUAAAGGCGAGAGCUCA
Molecule: messenger RNA, 2815 nt
Organism: Chara braunii
Lineage: Eukaryota; Viridiplantae; Streptophyta; Charophyceae; Charales; Characeae
Source: the annotation of a GenBank genome assembly